UUUGGAUUUUCUUUAGGCCUAGGCCUAGAUCUAUUUUUACCAACAACUAAGAAUGGCUACUCGUUUAGAAAAAGUCCAAAAUUUUAGAAUCUCCAGGACAAUAUUCAUUAACCAAGACGAUGGAUCGCCAAUCCUGUUUUAUUCAGACACAUUUUCAGAUUGUUUGAAUAAUAUUAUUAGGAAUGGAGGUGGCUUAACUACAGACAAUCAACAGGAGGCAUCUGUCUUAUUGUGCGAAAACAAGAAUGACCAUAGAAUUCAUGAUGGUUUUGUACCUCAAGAAUUUGUAGCUGAUUGUGUUAUGAAAAACUCUUUUGUUAAUAUUGAAAAAUACAGGAGUGAUAUUCUUGGUUUACAAAAAACAACACAAAGUACUGAAACAGUUAAUGCAGACUGUACUGGCACUGAUGAAGAUACUUAUGACUUUCCAGCAUCACCACAUAUUAUAGUUAAAUCAACAGAUUUGAAAGGGCGCAAGAAAUAUUCAGUUGAUGAUGAUUUUAAAAUAAUUAAGUAUUUGAUCAACCACGGUCGUUACUCAGAGACGGGUGGAAAUACAAUUUGGAAGUUCAUGCAGGCUGUUCAGGUUACAGAUCAUACAAGCCAGAGUAUGAAAGCAAGAUUUAAAAAGAUUAUCCUUCCCAACAUUGAGUCGUAUGACAUACCUGCACAAUGGAAGGCUAAGUUAACUGGCAACUACAAAAAAAAUUUGCAGGGCUCCUCAGAAUCUGACAGUGAAUGUGAAAUGAACUCUUCAUUUAGAGACCUAGAGGCUUGGAAAGAGCAGGAGCAGUCUUCUUGUAAUAAAAAAUUGUCUGAUAAAGAAACAAUAAAUGUUUUAAAGGACGGCCCUGCAAAACCCUCUUCUUAUAAUAAAAAAGUGGUUGAUAAAGAAACAAACAUUUUAAUGGACAGCUCUCCAAAACGUUCUCCUAAGCCAAAUGAAGAAAGGCCAUGUUGUUCAAGGUUGACAAGAGAACUCACCACAUCUAAACUCACAACUCCCAACAGCCCUCUUCUGAAAAGGAAAAAAGUUUCAGAGGGAGAAAGUUCUGAGGUAGAUGAUGCAACUUGUAAAGAUUAUUUGUGUGAAGAUGAAAUCGAUCAAUUAAUUAUUUCAAAGGCGAAGAAGCAGAAAAUGCCUCUUGAAUUUUCAGCGACAAAACAUUGUAAAUCAAGUCCCACUACUAGUAUCCAGAAUGAAGCAGGAGAAAGUGAAUUUGUUCAUCCUCGACGUGUACAUAAAAUGGAUAGCAAAGACAAAAACAUUGAACAGCCAUCUUUAUCAGCUACAACCUCUAAAGUUAAGAAAGAUAAAUUUACAACAAAACAAAAAAACAGAUACUUUAAAACAUAUUUAACACAAGAGCGCAAAUUAACUGCUACAGAAGCUUCUCUUCUCAUUCGAAGUUGUAAAGGAGAUGGUCUUUUGGCUGCAUGUUUAAUAUAAAUUGACUUAGAUAAUGUUUUAGCUAAUCUUGUAAAUGAAUAUCAUAUUAUUCUAUUCAAUUAUAAUUUAUCCUGUUGAAUUACAUUACAUUAAUGUAACCUAUGAACAAUGAUUACAAGUUUUACAUUUAUAACAUUCAAAGUAAAGCUUAUCUAAUUUUCAAUCUUUGGUGUGGCAUUUUAAAAUAAGCAUUGAUUAUUAUGUACAGUGUUCAAGACACAUUAAUAAUGCUUUUUAAUCUCUAUAAAAUUAUUUUAAAAAUUUAAUGCAUUCAAAUGCAGCUACAUUGUAUAGGUAAUUUUAAUAAUUUCUCUCUAUCUCUAUUAGUGAGUUUGUUUUAAUAAUUUUUAAAAAUUUCAAGCAAAAUCCAUCAUGAUUUAAGUUACAAUACCAUUACAAGUGUAUUUAUUUUUUUUACGUCGUGAAAUUUAAAAGAUUAAUAAUUUCUCUCUAUUAAAAAAGAAAACUAUGUAAAUAUAACAUGCUUUAAAGUUACUGGUACUUU
Messenger RNA from Physella acuta, 1955 nucleotides. RefSeq lists its product as uncharacterized. Gene Ontology annotation, cellular component: shelterin complex. Gene Ontology annotation, molecular function: telomeric repeat DNA binding. Gene Ontology annotation, biological process: protection from non-homologous end joining at telomere; telomere maintenance via telomere lengthening. NCBI's taxonomy places the organism in Eukaryota, Metazoa, Mollusca, Gastropoda, Physidae. The record is from RefSeq and is a predicted model, not a curated record.